GUUCAUUCCUGCGCUCCGCAGCCCUAUAAAAAGGAUGGCCCUCACCAUUGUCAAGCAGUUCGGUCUAGCUUCCUGGUCCGAACGCGUCUCAUCCUCCACAAGUUCAUCAUGUGGUCCUCGUUGGCUGUCUGCUUUCUUGUCGUUGCACUGGCGGUCCAGUCUGGUCUCGCUCAGACCACAGCGAAGGCACCUAAAGCGGCCUCUAACUCGACUGGCGCAGCAGCAAGCCGUAGCCUCCUGUCUGGCUAUAAUGGUGGAUCAUCCUACAAGGCUGCAUCGUAUGGAGGGAAUUCCUACGGGGAGUCUUCCUAUGCUAAACCUGAAUCGUAUGCUGAACCCGUUGCGGAAUACGAGCCACCCGCUGCAUACGAACCUCCUCCCCAGCCCGAAUACAAGCCGCCUCCACCGAAAACCAUCACAUACCCUGCUCCCAUCAAGGUGCUGGACUGCAAGGUG
Darwinula stevensoni is the source of this 456-nucleotide messenger RNA. NCBI's taxonomy places the organism in Eukaryota, Metazoa, Arthropoda, Ostracoda, Podocopida, Darwinulidae. The record is from the annotation of a GenBank genome assembly.